Zea mays is the source of this 2243-nucleotide messenger RNA. RefSeq names its product 3-hydroxy-3-methylglutaryl-coenzyme A reductase. NCBI's taxonomy places the organism in Eukaryota, Viridiplantae, Streptophyta, Magnoliopsida, Poales, Poaceae. Gene Ontology annotation, cellular component: peroxisomal membrane; endoplasmic reticulum membrane. The transcript is spliced from 4 exons. The record is from RefSeq and is a predicted model, not a curated record. Gene Ontology annotation, biological process: isoprenoid biosynthetic process; coenzyme A metabolic process; sterol biosynthetic process. The coding region runs from base 237 to 1976 and encodes 579 amino acids. Gene Ontology annotation, molecular function: hydroxymethylglutaryl-CoA reductase (NADPH) activity; protein binding.
CCGGCCGCUGCCGGCUUCCCCGAGGCCGCCCGCGUCCCGAGGAGUGGAGGAGGUCACCCCGAGACAGUCGCUUCACCGCCGGUCUCUCCUCCCCACCUCCACGCGGCUCGCGGCCGGCCAUACACCGCAGCACUACCUUGGUGGGGGCUUGCGCCAGAGCUCGCGACCACUGCCCGUGACGCCUGUCUUUGACUCGUUGACCGCGGAGUGAGCGCGCGCGCCGGAGCCGGCCAGCCAUGGAAGUGCGCGGCGGAGUGGGGCAGGGUUCGGCGGCCCGGCACCCGCCCGCGCCGGAGCCGUCCCGGGCGGCGGCGCGGGUUCAGGCGGGGGACGCGCUGCCGCUGCCGAUACGGCACACGAACCUCAUCUUCUCGGCCCUGUUCGCGGCGUCGCUGGCGUACCUCAUGCGGCGGUGGCGCGAGAAGAUCCGCUCGUCCACGCCGCUCCACGCCGUUGGGCUCGCCGAGAUGCUCGCCAUAUUCGGCCUCGUCGCCUCGCUCAUCUACCUGCUCAGCUUCUUCGGCAUCGCCUUCGUCCAGUCCAUCGUCUCGUCCGGCGACGACGACGAGGACUUCCUGGUCGGGUCGGGAGCUCCGGCCUCCGCCGCCGCGCCCUCCCGGCAGCAUGCGCAGGCGCCGGCCCCGUGCGAGCUGCUCGGGAGCCCCGCCGCGGCGCCCGAGAAAAUGCCGGAGGACGACGAGGAGAUCGUCGCCUCGGUCGUCGCCGGGAAGGUUCCGUCCUACGCGCUCGAGGCCAGGCUCGGCGACUGCCGCCGCGCCGCCGGCAUCCGGCGCGAGGCCCUGCGGCGGAUCACGGGGCGGGACAUCGAGGGCCUCCCGCUCGACGGCUUCGACUACGCGUCCAUACUAGGCCAGUGCUGCGAGCUGCCGGUCGGGUACGUGCAGCUGCCGGUGGGCGUCGCCGGGCCGCUGCUGCUCGACGGCCGGAGGUUCUACCUGCCCAUGGCCACCACCGAGGGCUGCCUCGUCGCCAGCACCAACCGAGGCUGCAAGGCCAUCGCCGAGUCGGGCGGCGCCACCAGCGUCGUGCUGCGGGACGCGAUGACGCGCGCCCCCGUCGCCCGCUUCCCCACCGCGCGCCGCGCAGCCGAGCUCAAGGCAUUCCUGGAGGACCCUGCUAAUUUUGACACGCUUUCCGUCGUCUUCAACAGGUCGAGCAGGUUCGCGAGGCUGCAGGGGGUGCAGUGCGCGAUGGCGGGGAGGAACCUGUACAUGAGAUUCAGCUGCAGCACAGGGGACGCCAUGGGGAUGAACAUGGUCUCAAAGGGCGUGCAGAACGUGCUGGAUUUUCUUCAGGAUGACUUCCAUGACAUGGAUGUCAUUAGCAUAUCUGGCAACUUCUGCUCCGACAAGAAGCCGUCCGCCGUGAACUGGAUCGAGGGGCGCGGGAAGUCCGUGGUGUGCGAGGCCGUGAUCGGGGAGGAAGUGGUGAAGAAGGUCCUGAAGACCGACGUGCAAUCGCUGGUCGAGCUGAACACGAUCAAGAACCUCGCCGGCUCGGCCGUCGCCGGCGCGCUGGGGGGGUUCAACGCCCACGCGAGCAACAUCGUUACAGCCAUCUUCAUCGCCACCGGCCAGGACCCCGCGCAGAACGUGGAGAGCUCCCACUGCAUCACGAUGCUGGAGCCCGUCAACGCAGGGAGAGAUCUCCACAUUUCCGUCACCAUGCCUUCUAUCGAGGUGGGCACAGUCGGGGGCGGGACUCAGCUGGCGUCGCAGUCCGCCUGCCUGGACCUCCUGGGCGUGAGGGGCGCGAGCCGGGACCGUCCCGGGUCGAACGCGAGGCUGCUGGCCACCGUGGUCGCCGGCGGGGUCCUCGCCGGCGAGCUCUCCCUGCUGUCGGCGCUCGCCGCGGGGCAGCUCGUGAAGAGCCACAUGAAGUACAACAGGUCGAGCAAGGACGUCUCGUCCACGACGGCCACCGAGAAGACGCGUCAACGUGAAGUGGACGUGUGAACAGCAGGGAUUUUAGUUUUUGUUCUUCCUUUUGGUGUGUUCAUAAGAAAGAGCUCUGGCCGUCUAGGCGCAGAAAGAAGUGUUGUUUGCAGGUCGUGGUUGGUUGGUUGGUAGAUUAGAUCUCUCUCUCUCUCUCCUUUGUUGUUCUUUCGGCUUGGUUGAUCUCUCUCCUUCCCUCUUUGCGUCAGGAAGCAGCAGCUUGCAAACCUGGUCUCAGCACUGUAAUUAUUUCUUCUGUUCUACUACCACAUCUUUUGUUUGUUGCUC